Molecule: messenger RNA, 2575 nt
Organism: Pseudophryne corroboree (corroboree frog)
Lineage: Eukaryota; Metazoa; Chordata; Amphibia; Anura; Myobatrachidae
Product: vomeronasal type-2 receptor 26-like
Exons: 4
Coding region: 856-1902 (348 amino acids)
Biological process (GO): G protein-coupled receptor signaling pathway
Cellular component (GO): plasma membrane
Molecular function (GO): G protein-coupled receptor activity
Source: RefSeq, a predicted model, not a curated record
CUGGUCAUGUGAUGUACAUCUGACCCCCUGAGCAGCUGCAGAGGCUGCUGGGAAAUGCUAUCAGUCUCCACAAUGACAUACUGUAUAUAAUUUAUGUGCUGUAGCAUGAGGAACAAUGUCAGAAAGGAUAACUCACAUAGUGGGGUAUUACACACAAAUACUUAAUGACAUAAAUCACAGCCCAGUCAGCGGGCAGCUGCGACAUUCAGUCAUUUGCCAGAGCACGCCCCGCCGGGAACUGCCGGUCAAGCCACGUCGCCGCCUCCCGCGGGGUCAAAAAGAAUUUAGUCUCUCCUCCUGCGACUACCCGCAACUUUGAGGGAAAGAGCAUAGCAUAAGGGAGAUUGAGCUCCCGGAGACGUCUCUUAAUUGGAAGGAACUGGGCUCUCUCCUUCUGGACGUCGACCGCAAAAUCAGGAAACACAGAGAUCCGGGUACCAUUCCAUUUAAGUGGGCCUUUGGUGCGUGCCAGGUGCCCCAGCCCGUGGAGCAGGAGAGCAGUGACAGGCAGAGAGCGUCAGGCAAGGAGGACACGCUCAACCCAGCGGACUGCAGCAGAGCGAGGAGGUGCACUCCGUGCGUGUCUCCCAGCCGCCGACCGGAAGUAGCAGGGCCAGCCGCGGCCGGAGCAGGGGAGACCGCACUUACGGCAGCGGGUUCAGGCGGCAGCAGGAAGUAGGAAAGCAGGGAGCGCUCACCGCCGCAGAUCACUCUCCGGGAGCCCGACAGGCAGUGCAGACCCAACGCGCCGAUCCCCGCCACCACGGACACCGCGUCCCACGUGGCGCGACAGCAGCCAGACCGGAGCCGUCCCGCCGACCAGGCAGCACAACGGAGCGAGCCAGAAUCACUCCUAUGGGUGCACCAGACGUUAAGGUACCGCGGGGUGUGUGCUCUGCAGUGUGUAUUCCGGGUACCAGACGGGCACUGAAGAAAGGCUCUCACGCCUGCUGCUUUGACUGUGUCCCGUGCUCAGAGGGGGAGAUCUCCAAUGUGUCUGACAGUGAAAACUGCCAGAAGUGCUCUGAUGAUGAUUGGCCUAAUGAGGAAAAAGAUGUUUGUGUUCCCAGAAUAUUAGACUUUCUAUCAUACAAGACAGACAUGAUAGCGAUAGCAUUUUCUGCACUAUCUGUCCUAUAUUUUAUCUUAACCAUCUUUAUAAAUGGAAUAUUUGUUUCAUUCCGGGACACUCCAAUAGUAAAAGCCAAUAAUAGAAACCUAAGCUUCAUUCUUCUCAUCUCCCUCGAACUGAGCCUACUCUGUGUGCAUCUGUUCAUCGGCCGUCCAGUGGACAUCACCUGCUUGCUACGCCAAAUAUCUUUUGGAAUACUAUUCACCAUUGCCGUGUCUUCUGUCCUGGCCAAGACUGUAAUGGUUUGCAUUGCUUUCAAAGCCACUAAACCUGGAUGCUCCUGGAGAAAAUGUCUUGGUGUUGAAUUGUCGUAUUCUGUAGUGUUCAUCUGCUCAUCUGUCCAAGUUCUCAACAGUGCUACUUGGUUGUCAGUUUCUCCUCCCUUUCAAGAAUAUGAUAGGAAUACUUAUCCUAGGUUGAUUAUCAUCCAAUGUAAUGAGGGUUCUGCCCUUGCCUUUUAUUUCAUGUUGGGUUACAUGGGGUUUCUGGCAGCUAUGAGCUUUAUUCUGGCUUUCAUGGUGAGAACAUUACCUGACAUCUUUAAUGAAGCCAAAUACAUCACCUUCAGCUUGCUGGUUUUCUGCAGUGUUUGGGUCUGUGCUAUACCAGCCUACCUGAGCAGUAAGGGGAAACACAUGGUCACUGUAGAGAUAUUUGCCAUUCUGGCUUCAGGCAUUGGAGUAAUGAGCUGUAUAUUUUUCCCUAAAUGCUACAAUAUUCUACUGAGACCUGAAAUUAACAGUAAAAGACACCUCCUAGGGAAAGGAUAAUUGUAGAGCUAAUUAAUGUUUUUGUCUUUUUAAAUUAUAAAUGAUAUUCUUCUCUUGUAGUGAACAUUUAUAUCUAUUUGCAGCAGGUUACAAUAAGAAAAUACACUUUGAGGACAAAAGUGAUUGGACACCCCCGACUAAGGCGAAUGGUGUGCUCCUGCUGCAGACACAUGUUUGUGAAGGUAUAACAUGGAGAAAACCAGUAUAGAGAUGUUCUCGAUAACUCUGUGCUCCCUACAUUGUGCCAGUUCUACUGAAAUGACAAAUGUUUUAUAGGGCGACAAUGCCACCUGUCAUGUUUCCAGGGCGAUGCUGGGCUGGUAUACAGAAAAUGUGGCCACCUGAAUGGAGUCCAGAUCGUAACCCUACUGGGAACCUCUGGGAUAAAUUGGAAUGACGUGUGUUUUCUAGGUCGACUUGACCUUCAUUGUCACCACUGGUCACUGUCCUUAAGGCGGAAUGGCAAAACAUACCGCCUGCUGUUGUCCAGGAGCUUGUGGUCAAUUUGCCAAGCAGGGUGUCUGCAGUAAUCACUGCACGUAGUGGACCUAAAAAGUACUGAUGCCAAUAAAAUCUCGCUGAUCUAUCUGCCGUCAGUGUCCAAUCACUUGUGUCUACAAUGUAUAUAUUAUUACAUAGCUUUUUGUAUUUGCAUGUUAUUAAUAUAAUAAGA